Cataglyphis hispanica is the source of this 5888-nucleotide messenger RNA. RefSeq lists its product as uncharacterized. Gene Ontology annotation, biological process: regulation of DNA-templated transcription; circadian rhythm. The record is from RefSeq and is a predicted model, not a curated record. Gene Ontology annotation, molecular function: DNA-binding transcription factor activity; DNA binding. NCBI's taxonomy places the organism in Eukaryota, Metazoa, Arthropoda, Insecta, Hymenoptera, Formicidae. The transcript has 3 exons. Gene Ontology annotation, cellular component: nucleus. The coding region runs from base 1046 to 2389 and encodes 447 amino acids.
GUUGUGUAUGCUAUGUUUAGUGAUGGUGUGGUGGUGGUGGUGGUGGUGGUGGUGGUGGUGGUGGUGGUGUAGUGGUGGUGGUGAUGGUGGUGGUGGUGGUGAGCGUGGGUAAGGGAUAUGAGGGAGGUUGCCGCAUAAACUGUGAGUAUAAACCAGGCGUAAACUGGCCUCUCUUUCUGCCUACCUCACCUUCCCCUUUUCCCCUCUUAAGCUGAUACGAGUUCGCGUGAACGAGCCCACUAUCGUGUCUGAGGCGACACAGAUACAGGCCGGCGCGCGGGAGAAAGAGUGAGAGAGAGAGAGAGAGAGAAAGAGAGAGAGAGAGAGACAACCCCGACCAGUCACAGUCUUCUCUGCAUCGCGUAACCAGACGACAUUGGGGCCGAGACGGCGGCACGGCAGUCGCCGUCAGAGUUUCGCGCGGUGCGCGCAGUUGUCAGUCCGACUUGGUAGGGAGCGGACGUGUACGUCGUCCUUUGCCUUCUCGCACUUACGUUCAAGAGAGCCGAUACAUUACACGUAUAUAUAUAUAUGUAUAUAUAUAUAUAUAUAUGUGCUGUAUAAACGCGACGCGCGUCGAUACCUGCAGCGAGAUAAGAAGCGCGAACGGAGAGAGAGGUCAAGUUCAUCUCUUCAUUCAGGUUGAUUUUUUUGGGAGAAGAGGAAAAUAGCCAUUGGUUUCCACUGGGAGAUUUAUUAUCCGUUCGGAGUGUAAUUACUAUAAUUUCUUCGAGUGUCGGUGAUACGUAUCGUCUCGCCGUAGUAAAGUUGUUGAGAUUCGUGUUAGGAGGACGUGACUGUUGUGUGACAGUCGACGUGGGACGUUGGACGAGAACGGGGAUAUAACCGCGUGCCGUACCCGUUUCUCAUUUCUCGUUCACGUAGUGGACGGCGUGUGGAGUCACGGAAAAACUGUCCAUGUAUAUAUUUGACUGAUCGUGCGAAAGUCGAGGGUAUCAAUAGAAUCGACAAAGUGGAUCGCUGUUCCAUCGUGAACUACAAAUCGACAGAACCUUUCAAAAUUGAUGUACUAAGAAGACAAAUUAUGGUGGCAGAAUUUGUCGCCCGUCAGAGUGGAUCGCCCAUUAAUGGUGAGACCGCGUGCCUGAAUAGCAAUAUACCGGCUACGCACACAAUGGCACACGGCGGCGGUCAUGGCGCGCCCCAUAGUGGGCCCCACGAUGCCCAUGGACCUCUCACGGUGCCCCUGACGCAUCCUGGUCAUCACGGCGGGCCGCCGGUCGCGAUCCAGCAGCAUCAACAUCAACCGCAGCAGCAACCGCCGCCGCCACCGCCGCCGCAACAGCAGCAGCAACCGCCGCAUCAUCACCAUCACCACCAGGCCCAACAGUCGCAGCAGCAGCAGCAACAGCAGCAUCAUCAUCACGACCCGCAGCGCAAGCAAAGAGAGUUCAUUCCCGACAACAAGAAGGAUGACAGCUACUGGGAUCGUCGCAGACGCAACAACGAAGCGGCCAAGCGGUCGCGUGAGAAGCGUCGUUUCAACGACAUGGUGCUGGAGCAGCGGGUGAUGGAGCUGAGCAAGGAGAACCAUAUCCUCAAGGCGCAACUCGAGGCGAUACGCGACAAGUUUGGCAUCUGCGGCGAGUCUGUCAUCAGUACCGAGCAUGUGUUGGCCGCGCUGCCAACGGAACCACCCAUCAGCGUAAAGCGGGCGAAACUUCCGGCGUCAGCGGCGCUCCUGUACGCUCGCACGCCCAGCCCGGUGCAUACAUCGGUGAUCCAUCAGCCGGUGAGUGGCGCCCGUUCGCCCAGAUCGCCCGCCUCACAGCUUUACGUGCCUGAGACGACCGCAUAUCCCGAGACCGAGAGCUUUCAAUACCCGUACUCGCAUCCAGCGAUGCACCACUUGGAUACCACGAGCGCGCUCAAUCUAUCGUCUCGUGGUCGUCGGGCACAAUCGCCAUAUGAACUCUCGUCGGGUAGCGGUGAUGAGGCCGGCGGUCCCCAGAUAGUCGUCGGCUCUCAAAACAAUCCGGCCGCCAACAACAGUCUGCCACAUAAGCUCAGGCACAAGUCGCGCAUCGGCGACAAGGAUGCCGCAAGCGCGCUUUUGGCGCUCCAAGGUAUCAAGCAGGAACCUGGACCGCGGGCAUCGCCGCCCUGGGAUAACGAAGGCUCGAGCGACGAGCGCGACUCUGGCAUUUCAUUGGGCGCCGAAUGGACUGGCCCGACCGUCACCGCUGUCUCGGAGAGCGACCGGGAAGUAAAGAUGAAGUUGGACCGUUUGGCGUCUGAGGUCGCGUCCCUGCAGUCGAUAUUUCGCCUUGGAAAACCGGUCUCGGCAGCGGCAGUAGCGGCAGCGGCGGCCGCCGCAGCGGACGGCUUGGUAACCGGACACUCUGCCGCCGCAGUCAGCGGGCCGUGAAAGACACGCGGCCCGCUCUUCUUUCGCGCAGGGAUAGCGCGAGAAUCCUCCUUUUCCCCUUGGCCGGGAUUCUUCAAAAUUGAGCGUGAAGAAAUCUACGUGGAAAUGUCGUCGUGACGACACGUAAGAAAAGACGGACCGUCACGGAGGCUGAUGUCGUGCCGAGCUGGGAAUAUCGUCGAUUGAUUGGAAAGAGACUUUUUAACAUUUAUUUAAACACGAUUGUAAGGAAUUCUUGCGUUUGUGGAUGGCAACGAAAGCAGAUAGAUAGAAAUCGCGAUUAAUCUUCGAACAAUCGAUGACAAUAUUCGAGACAAAAUUUGUCUUCUAAAACUCAAUUCUUUUAUGCAGUGAUCACUCUCAUCUCUAUUUUGAUAUAUAUUAAUUUCAUCCGAUGCGUAUUAAUAAAAUAUUGGUAGAUAAAAAUUGAUGAUUCCUUAAUCAUAUGUAAGUAUGCCAAUAUCACAAGAUGAAAAAAAAUUUCGCCAAGUUUUAUCGAGAUGAGACAAGAUAUAAAUCGUAGAUAAUUUGCAAUUCCCGAAUACUAUCAGUCUGCUUGAGACAUCCUGAACUGAUAAUCAGAAGUCUCGCCUGUGAAAUUUUAAUCCCUCAACCUGUAGAUCGUAUUUUCCUCUUCGAUGAAAAAAAAAAAAAUAUAUAUAUAAGUUAUUACGAUACAGGAAAGACAUUUAGUCGUGUUCGUUUAGAAUUUCCGAUCGAUCUACCGGUAGAAGGACUUACAGGCAUUCUUCGCUCUUGAUCCUGAAACGAAGCGGAGUUAGGAAUUAAGAAUUGAUGCGAUACCUAUAGUGUUGUAAGGUUGUUACGUUAUAAAAGUCCCGUAAACUAAUAUCGUUCUUAUAUAUUAUCAUUAACUAGACUUUUCUCGAUUCGAGCAGUCAGUUGUAUCAAACUAAGUAUAAUCGGUGAAUUCUGGCGGAUACCACCGCCAUUCAAACGAAGCACUAUCUAACAUGUGAGUUACUCACCGAUUCGCGCAACCGGCUAUCUCACUACCAUUGGAUAUUCAUAAUACAAUUUAUUCCAGAGUAUGGGAUUAUUUCUUCCUCUUCUUUUUCGUUAAACAUCUGCAUCGUCAUAUUGUCAUCACUAUUUUAUUCAUAUGUCAAGCGAUGAGCAACGAUGACUUUGCAUAGUGGAGCUUUAAGGCUAGAUUUUUCAAUAUAUUGGAAUUAUUUAUUUAUUGCUAAAAAAACUUUGUUCACUGUUAAUCGUCAACAUUAAUCCUAUAUUAUAUAUAUAUAUAUAUAUAUAUAUAUAUAUAUAUAUAUAUAUAUAUCUGUAUGAUUUAUCUUGAAAAUGUUUGGAAAUUUUAUAAGCAAUAUUUACGUAGAUUAUUUAGAGAUUUAAAAUAUUUAUUUCAAUUUCGUCUUCUAUUUCUUUUCGCUUCUCGAAAACUAAAAUUUUAACAAAGCUUCACUAGUCUUGGAAUUUGUUCUCUUUCGAAUCACGUAAAUACUUGAUGCGAAGGAGGAAGAAUGACGAGGUUGCGUUUCUUUAACAGUCGCGCCGAAUUUUCAUCGACGUUUUCUCACGAUUAUAUAUGUUGCCUCUUAUUUUUUAUACUUUUGUUAUCGAAUCACUACGGUAUCAACAUAGCGUGUCUGUAUAUAUGUAUAUGUAAAGAAAAGGAAAAGUGUAUCUAUGUUACAAACGGAGACGAGAAACGCCAAUAUUGAUGUAUAAUAGAAAUGCAGAAAAUUCUCUCGAAAGAUGGAAUUUUAUGCAUAUUGAAGUAUUAAGCGAGCCUAUAAGUGUAUGUAACAUAGGAUAUAUUUGCAAGAGUGCGUGCGUGCGUGUGCAUGUGUGUUACACGCACGAAUAUAUACAUAUAUAUAUAUAUAUAUAUAUUUUUUUUUUCAGAUUGAUGUAUUUUUCGAUAUCGUCAUUGAAACUAGUUAUAACGCGUAUACAGUGCUUAAUUGUGUCGUCGCCGAUUCGGAAAGAUACUCGAUACAAGAUAACAGAUUCGAAUAGCGGGAAUCGUGUGAAUCGUCGAAAUCACAACUAGAAGUGUGAUCUUUCCCAAAAGCGACGAAGUGACAAAUGAAAUGAUAUGUCUUGUCUCGACGACGAUAAAGCGAGUAAUCGGCAGACAAGUCGACGACGCGAUCGUGGAGAAGGAAUUGGCGAACUAGUAUCCAACUCGAUCAACUGUUUAUUUUUACCACAUGUGAUAAAGUAUGUGUAAAGCGAUAAAGGCGCGAAUCGACGUUAAUUCGGGAAUAACCGUAAUACAUAUAUACAUACAUACAUUUUAUAUAUAUAUAUAUUGAGAAGAGGCAUCUCUAUUUAUUGUAUAUUAAUCAUCUAUGUUAUGGCGGAGCGAACGACGACGAGGAAAUUGGACGAGCGAUUAUUAAGAGCCACACAAAAGUAGAAACGUUUCACUACGCCGUAAGAUUGUUUAUUGUAUUGCGAUAUCGCUCGCGAAUAGUUCUCGUUUAUAUUCCUCUCACUCCCGUAUCUUUUACAUUACUUCCUUUAGCGUAAACGUUUUUAUAUUUUAUACGAUAUGUUUGUGUGUAAAACUCCGCGAUCGGUGUCAAGAAUAUGACAGUUUUCCCGCGGAAAAUCUAAUUGUCUAAUUGUCAACUUUCAAUUUUUUUGGGCUUAAAAGUGUACACACAAAAGUGCAUAAAUAAUGUUAAAUAUUAAAUAAUCAAUAAAUGUUCCGAAUCAUCGUCGCCGAGCUCCAAUGUUAGAAGAAAAAAAAAAGGACGAAAUUUGUCAACAACAUAUUGUAUCUCACAGUCGCGUCACUCGCUAAAAUACCGAGAGUGCCUGUAACAACCGAAUCAUGUGCAUUUUUUGCCGUGACUUAUUACUAAUUGCUAAUUUGUUGGGAUUAAAAAUUUUGACAGCGAGAAAAGAAAGUAUUGUAAACGUGUUGUCUUCUAUCGUUAAUUAACGAGCGUCCACAAUUUUUCGCAAUCAGGACGAAAUCUCGACAUGAUUUCAGAUUUAAUUCUUCAUGCACAUAAGCGCGCGCGCACACAUACACACACCGAUUAUUCGCGCACGUUUGCCUCGCUCGCGCCUCAAAUGAUUACGACGAGAGCCGAUAUAUUAUUAUUACAAAUUGUACAUACAUCGCACCUUUUUGCCAAAAAGCAGUUACGAGGAUCGCUGGAACAUCGGCCGGAGAAGGAAUGACAUUUUCAUCUUCCCACCCAUUUUCCCUUUUCUUUCACUUCCUUCUCUUCCUUUCCAUUGUAUUCCGUUGAAAUCGUUUGCGCGCGUUUCGAUUACAGUUCCUAUGCACUAUAUUAACGAUAAAACAAAGGCGAGGAUCGUUAACCCGUCGUCAAUUUAUGAUAAAAAACUGUAAUUCCAACCAAUCUGAUAAGUUUGGUUCUCCUUUCUCCGGCUGUUCGGAGAUGUAAGUAUUUAGAUUUUAAGGGACAUAUCCGCAGCGCGUGUAGUGUACUUGUAUAUGAAUACCGAUAAAUAAAUAUUUUCAAUGUUUUUGACAAAA